CUGCGCGUGCGUUUUUCUUGAUUAUUUUGUAGGUAAACACGUGUGUGAUAGAUUUCUGUUGAAACUAUGGUUAAAAUAACGAAAAAGGAUGCAAAAAUUGCUCAAAAACGAGUGAAGAAAGCAUCCGAUGUGAUUGAUAACAAAUUUGAUCUGAUCAAAACAAUCAACGAAGAUGAAGAAGUUGAAAAUCUCUCCGAGGAGUCGGAUGUUGAAGUUGAGUAUCAACCAACCAAGCUUAAAGCCCAGAAGAAGGGCGAUUUCGACAACAGUUUCAAAUUUGUCUCUUCGGUAAGUGAGUACAACCACGAUACCUGGGAUGACUUGAUGAAGUUUGUCAAGAAAAAGAAUCGCGGCAAGGUGGAUGAUAAAAUCGCCAAUGUUAUCAAGGGACGCUCGAAGGAAAAGGCUGAUGUUUUGAAUGGGGCUAACGACGAGCUGGAUCCAGAUACGUAUCACAAUGAGGUAGAUUUAUCGGACGAUGAGCUGAAACAUGACGUUAUGCGAGUGAAGGAAAAGAAGGGCAGGAAACGGGAAGCACCAACCGAAAAUGACGAAGUUAAAAUUGAACAUGACGGCGAAGAGCAAGCAGACUUUUUCGAAGAAGUCGAACACAAUGAAGAGAUAUCUUCCUUCUACCAAAUGAACUUGUCUCGUCCGUUGAUGAAAGCUAUCGGCGUCCUCGGUUACAUCUAUCCAACCCCAAUUCAAGCCGCAACUAUUCCUAUUGGUUUACUAGGUCGAGAUAUUUGCGGUUGUGCAGCAACGGGUACGGGGAAAACAGCCGCAUACAUGCUCCCAACGUUGGAACGUCUGCUGUAUAAACCAGCUUCGGCCCAAGCCGUUACAAGGGUCCUUGUGUUGGUUCCGACUCGCGAAUUAGGCGCUCAGGUGUAUCAGGUUACAAAACAAUUGACCCAAUUCACUAACAUCGAAGUUGGGAUUGCCAUCGGUGGAUUGGACGUAAAGGCUCAAGAAGCUGUCUUGAGGAGAAAUCCCGAUGUUGUUAUCGCCACACCGGGACGUUUGAUCGAUCACAUUAAAAACACUCCCAGCUUUUCGCUGGAUUCUAUUGAGGUCCUAAUUCUGGACGAAGCUGACCGGAUGCUGGAUGAAUAUUUUGCCGAACAAAUGAAGGAAAUCAUUCAAAGUUGCUGUAAAACACGUCAAACUAUGUUGUUCUCUGCUACGAUGACCGAACAGGUACAGGACUUGGCGGCGGUUUCACUCAGCAAACCCGUCAAAGUGUUUGUUAACAACAAUCAAACGGUGGCUUUCAAUCUGCGGCAGGAAUUUAUUCGAAUUCGUGAUGGACGCGAUGCUGACCGGGAACCUCUGCUGGCAGCAUUGCUCUGCCGAACUUUUCACGAUCACGUCAUGGUUUUUGUACAGACUAAGAAAACAGCUCAUAGAUUGAGAAUUUUGCUUGGGUUACUUGGUAUCAAAGCAGGUGAAUUGCACGGAGACUUGACUCAGUCGCAGCGCCUUGAAUCGCUCAAGCAGUUUAAAGAUGAACAAAUCGAUGUUCUCGUCGCGACGGAUGUUGCUGCACGUGGUCUAGAUAUCAGUGGUGUCAAAACGGUGGUCAACUUCGUAAUGCCAGUAACACUAGAGCACUACAUUCAUCGUGUAGGUCGAACGGCCCGUGCUGGAAAAGCCGGCGUUUCGGUGUCGUUGGCGGGUGAAUUGGAACGAAAGAUUGUCAAGGACAUAAUUAAAAAUGCAAUAAAUCCCGUUAAAAAUCGGAUAAUACCGACGGAAAUUGUUGAAAAAUAUAGGAAGAAAGUUCAAGCAUUAGAAACGGAAAUCGAGAAAGUACUGCAGGAGGAGCGAGCUGAAAAGUUAUUGCGUCAAACAGAACAACAACUCGACAAAACGGAACGGAAGCUUAAAGGUGUCGUUAGCGGUCCUAGCCGAGAAUGGUUUCAGAAUCGUCGAGAUCGUAAGGAAGAACAAGAGCGACUCUCACUAAAGACCGAGAAAGAUACGGAGAACAAGAAAAAGUCUAAAAAACGAAAACGUGGCCACGACAGCGACGACGAUUUUGAUCCAAUCAAAUAUCAGCAAAAUAAGAUGCAGAAAACUGCGAAGAAAAAGGCUGAACCUAACAAAACACCCAGUCAAUUAGCGAAAGAGCGAGCUUUGCAGGAAUUGACCAAAGUAUCGCUGGUUCAGGCUAAACUUGCAAAAAUCAAGAAUCGUCCGCUGCGAGUUACUGCCACUGGCGAUGAGCGUCAUCCAGAAAAGGCUGCUAGUAAACCUGGUGGCAAACGUAAACAUCGAACUUCUCGUUUUGAACGUGAUCUCACCGAUAUAAGCAAGAAAGGAGUGAAAAAGCUAAGAUACGAUGCCACCAAAAAACAAAAAAUGGAUAAAAUGGGUAAAGGUAAAAUGGAUAAAAGUAAAAUGGACGGUAUGAAAAUGAGCGCUGACAAGUUCCGCAACAAAAAAGGGUUUAAUAAGCAAAACAAAGGUAAAGCAUUUGGUCCGAAGCAAUCGAAGAAAGGAAAGCGUUGAAGCAUAGAAACUGUUUAAACAUAUGAAAUAAAGUUAUCAAAAAAUAAA
Messenger RNA from Topomyia yanbarensis, 2562 nucleotides. It is a transcript of the gene Rs1, whose product is annotated as probable ATP-dependent RNA helicase DDX27. The coding region runs from base 67 to 2514 and encodes 815 amino acids. The record is from RefSeq and is a predicted model, not a curated record. Lineage: Eukaryota; Metazoa; Arthropoda; Insecta; Diptera; Culicidae. The transcript is spliced from 5 exons. Gene Ontology annotation, molecular function: nucleic acid binding; ATP binding; RNA helicase activity.